This is a messenger RNA of Poecilia latipinna (sailfin molly), 3401 nucleotides long. Its product is annotated as tyrosine-protein kinase SYK-like. The record is from RefSeq and is a predicted model, not a curated record. Gene Ontology annotation, biological process: protein phosphorylation. The transcript has 5 exons. Gene Ontology annotation, molecular function: protein tyrosine kinase activity; ATP binding. NCBI's taxonomy places the organism in Eukaryota, Metazoa, Chordata, Actinopteri, Cyprinodontiformes, Poeciliidae. Bases 1290 to 2144 code for a protein of 284 amino acids.
AGAUGUAUGUAGCAGAGGAAAUUUUGUAUGUACGUAUAUAUAAAUAAGAUGAUUGAGUUAAACCCAAAAUAAUAAUAAUUAUUAUUAUUUAGUGAGAUUUUUUAGAUGUAAAUGUCAUCAUCGUCACAGAGCUAGUCUGUGAUGUAGUGAGCCAGAUAUUUAGUGUUUGAACAAACAUUUAACUUUUACCCCGACAGAAAAAAAUCAGGGGAACAAAGUUGUUUGUCUGCUUUAGUCCUACAUAUUAGCACAACUGUUUGCUUAGCAUUUUACUGCACAUCAUAUCUCAACCCAUAAUCAGAGAAGAUAUUCAAUAGCCGCUGAAAACCAGCACUGCUGGGUGAGAGGACAGCCAGGUCAUCAGCAUACAUAAAGUGAUUGACCAGAGUAUCACCAAUCAUGCAUCCAGUUUUACAGAAGUUCAUUUCUUUUGACAGGUCAUCCAUGUACAAGUUAAACAGGGCAGGUGAAAGACGGACACCGUUACUCACACCAAAAGAAGCAGAGAUGUUGUUACCCCAUUUUACAUGCAUUUUCUGGUUUGAAUACCAGUAAACUAAAAUUAGUAUAAUAUCUGGAGCACCUCUCUGUUUUAUUUUAUCAAAUAACUUGUAGUGAUUGACCUGAUCAAAGGCCCUAGAAGCGUCAAUAAACCCAAAUAACAGAUUAUUUUUUUCUUAGAUAUGCUUUUGCUGCCUCUUUCAGGCUAUAAAUACAGAAAUCAGCUCCCAACUUGGCUUUGAAACCAAAUUGAUCUGUUGUACUAAUAAACUGAUUAAGACAAUCAAGCAAGAUUUUUUCUAACACUUUAGAUAUCACCCUAGCUAAAGCUAUUGGUCUGUAGUAAUCAAGGCAAUAGUCACCACUAAUUAUAUAUUUUCCAGGAAUGGUCGAUAUGGUAAAAAAGAAAUUCCUAUGAAAGGAGUGGUUGUCCUGAUUAGCUCCAUAAAUGUUGACCAAUGUGAUCUGGGCUUCUAUUGUUCCCUGCAACAUAGUAUAUUGAAGCUGAACGCUUUGUUAUACUUAAAAUCUGUAAAUAAUCAACAAUCCUGGGUUGUAUUAAUGAUCUGUAUGUCAGAGCAAAAACCCUAAAAACAAUAUUUGAACUAUACUAAUUACAAUCACUGGAAAAAGGCUUUCAUGAAAAUUUUUUCUCCAGCUCUCUGUCUGUGAGACAUGGAAGUCUUUGUUGAAUGAAAUAUUUCCUGUACUGCUGAUGAAAUUGAUCAGUAUAUAUGAAUGUAACCUUGUCAUUUUAUUGAAGAGAGUUCGUGUGUCAGAACUGUAUAAUGUACUGCAUUGAAAUAUUGUACAUUGGAUUUUUUGUUGUUGUUAAAUGUCUGAAAUCAUCCUUUCGCUCUUAUCUCUUAUGUGAUGUGAAACAAAACAUUCUAAGGCUAACCUUUCUGUGUUUUAGAACAGAGAAACCAGUUGCUGUUAAAAUUCUGAAGAAUGAUGAUAACAACCCGUCGGUGCGUGAAGAAAUGUUGCGAGAGGCAAAUGUCAUGCAGCAGCUGGACAAUCCUUACAUUGUUCGAAUGAUUGGUAUCUGUGAGGCAGAAAACCUCAUGCUUGUCAUGGAACUGGCUGAACUGGGACCACUGAACAAGUUCCUCCAGAAAAACAAAAACACAUCAGUAAAGAACAUCACAGAGCUGGUUCAUCAGGUGUCUAUGGGGAUGAAAUACCUAGAAGAGCAUAACUUCGUUCAUAGAGAUCUUGCUGCCAGGAAUGUACUGCUGGUCACACAGCACUAUGCAAAAAUCAGUGAUUUUGGACUCUCGAAAGCUGUUGCAGAAGAGCAAAACUACUACAAGGCCAAGGGUCAUGGGAAGUGGCCAGUGAAAUGGUAUGCUCCUGAAUGUAUAAACUACUUCAAAUUUUCAUCCAAAAGUGAUGUCUGGAGCUUUGGUGUACUCAUGUGGGAAGCAUUUUCCUUUGGCCAAAAACCAUACAAGGGAAUGAAGGGAAAUGAUGUUAUGCAGAUGCUUGAGAGUGGAAAACGCAUGGAGCCACCAGCAAACUGCCCAACAGAAAUGUAUGACCUCAUGACAACCUGUUGGACAUACAAGGUGGAAGAAAGACCUGGAUUUGCUGUUGUUGAGCCAAGACUACGAGAAUAUUACUACGACAUUGCACAGUGAUGUGGCAGAAUAUAUCAUUGUCAAUGCCAACAUGUCAAUGACAUAUCUUCUGUGUUAUUUGUAUGACAUUACUUGGCCAGGAGUGGGCAACUCCAGGCGUUAAGGUCUGGUGUCCUGCAACCUUUAGAUGUGUCUCUACUUCAACACAACUGAGUCAAAUAAUGAGAUCAUUGGCUGGACUCUAGUGCAGCCACCUCCUAGUGUAGUAACUUCUGUUUCAUUGAAGUGUGUUGGACCAGGAAGACAUCAAAGAGUUGCAGGACACUGACCCUUGAGGACCAGGAUUGCCCACCCCUGAACUAGGCUAUAAAAAGUUUUGAAAAAGAUGAUUUGUCAUGUAUAAGCCAUGUGAAGUAGAGCAAAGAUACUGUCAUCUUAGUGUAUUUAAAGCCAGAAAUGUAUUUAGUAUUUUAGUAAAUGUGUGGUUCUAAAAAUGUGAGUGGUUGUACAUCACAAUCAGCUGUCAGUAUUAUAACUCAAGAUUAACAUCUUAAAUCCUGAAAUUGUCUCUGAUUCAUUCUUGAUGACAGAGAAAAGAACUACAGAGGAUAAGACCGGGGCAGACUUCAAGGCGUUGCAUAAAUGUAUACUGAACAGGUGAAUGUAGCUUUUAAGGUAAAGUUCUUUCUGUGACAAAAGGUCAGAAAUUUGGAAAUUCUUGCAGCAUAACAUAUUAUGCAUUCUUGACAUAUAAUUUAUAACUUAUUUUUUUGUCUGAUGUUGCCAGUCUUCACUGUUGUGGACAGCUUCUUAAGACUUUAAAUUGUCUGUGCUUCCUUAUGAAAAAUCUUGGAAUGUAAAUGAAAAUAUAAUACAGUUUAAGUUUUAUAUUUAUUACAUGUCUUAAAGACAGUGUGGGAUUGUUUUAGUAUGACAGUGAAAAUUUGCUUUAUUUUACGUUGGGCUUAUUAAGGUUUCUAUUUCCAUACUAAUUCAAUUACUGAUAGUUAAACUGGAGAAAGGAGUGUGGUGGAAAACUACUAUAAGUUAACAUCUGCUGAUCAUGUUAUAUGAAAUGCUUGUGAACUCUCACCAAAAGAACUAUUUGGGUUACAUGUACAAGGUUGGAAGCUGUUUCCCACAGCUGCAUGAGAACCAAACUGUCUCACCCAAUUCUUUUGAAUUUCUUAUCCGUGGUAUAAAACUCAUGUGUUGUCUCUGCCUGGCAGAGCUUUCCAUCCAGACCUGCUUCAUGAUUGUUUGUCCUACGAACUCUCUGAGGUGUGCACAAUUCAUAAAUAAACCUGAUUGAGUGAU